This is a messenger RNA of Uloborus diversus, 1986 nucleotides long. RefSeq lists its product as uncharacterized. The transcript is spliced from 15 exons. Bases 1 to 1824 code for a protein of 607 amino acids. Lineage: Eukaryota; Metazoa; Arthropoda; Arachnida; Araneae; Uloboridae. The record is from RefSeq and is a predicted model, not a curated record.
AUGUCGUGGAACGGGUUGUGCGUGGGGCAGUGCUACUUUCCCAUGGAGUACCUGGGCACGUACUUGAUGCAAACCCAGACCGAGGGCACAUCGUUUGCUGGUAGACCCCCUAGCACGUCGUUCUCCGAGAUCACAUUCGAACCAGAUGCUAUUCCACCAUGGGGAAAAUGUUUCAGGAAAAGAGGAAAUAACAUCAUACUCAAAGACAGCACCGGCGGCGAAGACUGCAUGAGGUGUUUCCACUUGACUUUGAAGGCGCCGAAUGUCAUUCAGAUCCACACCGAAGGUCUCGGUAAAUGUUACACCAAAGAGGAAGCAGUGAAAGCCACCUGUCCGGAUGACAGAGCUGUCCAUGAGAGGAAAUUCAAAGAAAUAAUGCUUUACAGGAAGCAAGAAACAGACGGCAACAUUCCUCCAGAGCACAUCUUUUGUCCGAUCAGCGGCAAAUUCCGAUUCACUUACACAGCAAACAAGGGCGAAUUCCGAUGCGACCAGACUCUUUCAGAAGUCUCCAAUUGCCCUCUCAGCAACACCCUGGGCGUCAAAUUCCGACAGUGUUCUUUUCCAGAUAUGGACGUGAGCUUCCGUUGCCUAGGUGACUGGGAAGGCUCUAAUAAUGAUCGCUACCUUGCCCUUAUGGAUCUUAGGGCUCCUUCAGAAGACAGACCAAAGUUUAGGUGUGGGAUGUACCGAGUGGACCCUCUGACUGGCAGAGUGUUUGUGUCCCUUUCGGCCGAUUCGACGUGUUUCAAUUGGCUACGAUCGGCAACUGAUGGAUACGAAUCUCUCAUCCUUACUCCUUUUCCCGAGAAGAGUCCACCCAGCCCGGUGCUCCACGCCCACUGUCGUUUCCCAGAAUGGGUGCAGGGCAGGUGGGAAGGGAUGCAAGUAUCCAGCAAUGUCCUGGUCUACAAGGACAAUGUCCGCCUACAGAGGUAUUCGCUGACCUGCUUGAGAAGGGAGGAGGGGACCCCGGAGGACAGAUUCGUCGUCUUCUCUUCAACGCACUGCGGGGAAGAAUCGUACAACUGUGUUUGGCUGAAAAGACGAAGCGUCAACGUCAUGGAAUUUCAAAUAGGUUCACAGCCAAGUCCCCUCUAUACGGAUAAACUGUGUCACGACCUUCAGUUCAUCGAUGAUGCCUGGACCACCCAAGGAAGGCUCAAGCCGACUCAGAUGUUUCCCUGCCCAAUCACUGGUGACUACACAGGGGUGUUGCCAGAGAAUCCCAAGUUCUGUGCCAAAGUAGCAUCAGAUUGUAACAAUCCAGACGUCAUGUUUUACACUGUCAGCAACUGCGAAAACAAGUCCCACGUAUUUGAAGAGCGUGAGUACCGCUGCUUGGGAAGCUGGGAGUCAUCUUCUGGGGUAACAUUCACAUACACCCAAAGAAGAGAAAUGGAAGGAUUCCAAUGCUUCUCAGGGAAAGUAUUGCAGAGUGGCAGGGAAGCUUACAUAAAGGAAGCAGGGCACAGCUGCAAAAGGGGAGAGGACCCGAUACUGUUUGGAAUGAAAAUAACCAAACUUGCAUCCUGUCCUGAUUUAGGAUUGUCCGUAUCACACGGGAACCGGUAUCCGACUGUAGGUCCUGUCUCUUCCAAUGACCCCUUCUACAGGCCGGUCCCUAACGAUCCCUAUUGGUACCAGAAGGAAAACGACGAUAUUGAACAAAAGGACCGAAAGUCUCCUACAAGAUCAACAAAACAUAAGGAAAAUAUCGUCAACAGGUCCUCAAGCUAUACAGUCAAUAAGAUCCUACUUUUGUUCUGCAUUCUCUUCUGCUACGGGAUCCACAGGCACCGUUCAGAAAAUGAAUCAGUUUAACUUCAAAAUGGCUUAAGCGAACAAUUAGUGCUUUUGAAAAAGACAAAUUCAUCCGUUGCUGUGUUGGCAGUGCUGGCAAUUGCCAAGAGACUCCAAAGAAUCGAAUUAGUCAUUGUUUCUAGAAAAACUGGACCUUCUUGAUUGCAACGCUGCAAUCCAGUC